Messenger RNA from Oncorhynchus nerka (sockeye salmon), 3712 nucleotides. RefSeq lists its product as uncharacterized. The transcript has 21 exons. NCBI's taxonomy places the organism in Eukaryota, Metazoa, Chordata, Actinopteri, Salmoniformes, Salmonidae. Gene Ontology annotation, biological process: meiotic attachment of telomere to nuclear envelope; homologous chromosome pairing at meiosis. Bases 194 to 3625 code for a protein of 1143 amino acids. The record is from RefSeq and is a predicted model, not a curated record.
CUACUGUAAAUAAUACUGAAGUUAAGACACCUUGACCUGUUGAUAUUUAGCUAACGUUAGCUAGGUUUUAAAAAAUAAAAUAAAAAAGUCCCUGGCUUCGUUCGGCCUCCGACAAGUCGCGCCUUUACGGAGGCCAAUCAAAAACGGUGGCGGUACAUUUGAGUCCACAAUUUUCCAUCCGGUGCACCAGCAAAUGCAUCAACACAUAAACAUCUUAAAGUCUGUUUACUGUCCAGCAAAUGACAAUCUCAAUCCAUUGAAGAUGGAAAUGUAUGUUUCCAGCAUAAGCAAACGUAAUGCCACAAAGACAGAUCUGAGUUUGUUGCUGGAGUGUCUGAAGUACCAGAUGAAAUGUCCUGCUUCACAGAAACAAGCUCUUUUCACCAUCUACUCCAUCUGUCAACAGAGAGAAGAGAAUGUGGACUUCUUCAGAGAGAUGGGAGGAGUGGUGUUUGUGUACAACCUCUCUAAAUCCAGUGCUCACUCAGAGGUCAGGGAGACUGCUCAGUUCACACUGGGAAUGCUGGCAGAGGCCAAUGUGUACUGUAAGCAGGCCCUGUGUAGGAGGGAGACAUUCAGUGAUCUGGCCGAGUGUCUGAUGCAGCAGGACAGUCCACUGACCCAGAGGAGAGUAGCUGUCUACCUGCUCUCUGUCCUCGUCGCCAACAACAGGUCUGGCCAGAAGUUCGCUCAGACCUCAGGCUGUCUGGAUAUCCUGCUGGACUUGUUCAGAACUAGUUUCCCUCUCUCUGGUGAGGCCACAGUGAGACCUGCUAACGUCACUCAGCUGUUCCAACUCUGGACCUCUGUGUCCAGUGCUCUCUGUGGCUGUGUCAACAACCCCCAGAAUGAGGAGAGCCAGCGUAUGUGUGUGUCAGCCUUCCCCCUGGUCAAGGGCUGGCUGCAGCAGCUCUCUCACCCCUACGCAGAGAUGGUUCAGCCCAUCUGCUCCUUUAUAUCCAUGACUGUUGCCAACAACCAUUGUGCUCAGGAUAGUUUUUCCACAGUCGGCGGGCUCGGAAAUCUGACACUCACUCUGAUUCGCUUAGCCUCUGAUGCCUCCCACAGCCCAUUGGCCUGUCAGCUGUCUGUCAUCAUGACCAAGACCCUGUCAGCCUGCAUCAUUGACAACCCUGUGUUGGCGUCAGGUCUGGCAGGUUAUGGUUUGGUUCCUCAGCUCCACUCCCUGCUGUCCAGCCCCAGCCUGGAGCCCCAAGACAGGCUCAUUGUCAUACUCACCCUGGGACACUGCACUGAGGCCUCUGAGGAGCACCGGUCUCAGUUCUUACAGUGUGGAGGUCUGUCCCUCAUCACUCUACUGACUGAGUCUACCAGUGAAGAGCUCAGGAAGGCUGCUGCCUUCAUACUGCAGACCUGCAAACAGGCUACUGUGUUUCUGCGCGGUUCGGUACAUGGGGAGUCUCAGGCUCAGACUGCAGAGCUGGAGCCCCCUGUGGACAUGGAGGGGUACUGGAGGUCAGCACGAGACAUGCUGCACAGGAUCAACCAGCUGGAGAGACAACAGGCUCAGGUAUAUUACACCACACACACAUAUACAUGGCGGGAACCCGGUUACUGGGAUUUACCGCCCAAGACCAUUCUCCUUACUAGAAUAGCGUUCUGGACAUUUUUUUUACCAUACCAGGAGUGGAAUGGAGGCAGGAGGUAUGAGGAAAGAGAGCGUUGGAGAGGAGUAGAGAGUUGGGGUCAAGAGAGAAGAGAGGAGGGAGGAGGAGAAGAGAGGGGGAUGUCCUGUGAACACACCCCAGUCUGGCCGGUUCUAGUGGGGAAGGGUGGAGAUGGAGAGAGAGAGGAUCUACACCAUAGAGUCCUAGAGGAGAAUCAACCCACAAACAGAGGGCAGGACCUAACGGUUGAUCAGAAGCGUGUAAGGAGACAGACCAGUGAGGAGCCUCAGAAACCCAGCCGCAGCAGAGAGAGUGAGAGGGAGAAGAGAACACACACACAAAGGCACACCACUCUGCACAUGUACACACUUGGAAACACACAACCAGAGAAGGACAGGGGCUUGGCAGCUAAGAGAAAUACUUAUCCUCUCUACACAAACACACUCACAGAGAAAUGCACAAACACAGCAUCACACACACAGACCGAGAACUGCAGAGACAAGCACCUUGGCAUGAGAGAGCAGGCUCACACACCGUCUGUGUCAGCCGUGGGCUAUGCUGGACCUUGUAGAGCUAGUGUCCCUGGGCAGCCCUGUGAUGGAGAGGAUGAGAGGUGUUCUGUAUAUCUGGGGACAGGAACACUGGUCCCUUCCUCCUCCAGUCCACUAGAAGGACACUCCCAGACACACACACACAGGUCAGCACUCUGCACUAUAUGCAAAUGCAGUAUUUAUCAUUCUUCUCUCCCUCAUGGUGUGUGUUUUAGCCAAGUGUUCAAGUGCCCAGCUCCAGGCAAGCCAGGAAUGAGCAGGCAGAAGAAACCGUUGGAUGAUGAAGGCUGUGUGUUCGGUUUGGUGACCAGCCGGUCGUUCCCUGUCCUCCAAAGGAACUGUCCCCACAGCUGUGACCUGCACCUGGUAUUGCAGCAGGCCACACACAGCUACACACAGCACCUCCGAGAUAUACGCAAGAGGAGAGAAAUACACACAAAGGAACAGAGAGAGACUCAGCGAGGGACACGGAGCGUCUGGGAUCACUGCAGAGAUAAGAUUCCUGAAGUGCUGAACACACCCACACACCGAUGUGAUUUGAAUUGGGAUAUGUGUCCUGUUGUAACAGAGGCCAGUCUGACUCCUGUCUGUAAAGGAACCCUCCUGCGGAGCUUCUCAACCAACAGCGGACAACGCAACACUGAUCACAACCAUGUGAGUCUCACUCCCCUUGAGACCUGUGGUCCAUGUGAAGGUAUCGCUUGGAAUCCUUUGCAUAAAGAUUGGAUGAAGAGCCUCUCUUCUGUGACCAGCAGGGGGCAGGAGAGAGGAGACAGAAGGGAGGACGGUGUCAUGGAUGAGGACAUGGAUGAGGAGGACGGUGUCAUCGGUGGGGAGGACGGUGUCAUCGGUGGGGAGGACGGUGUCAUCGGUGGGGAGGACGAUGGGGAGGACGGUGUCAUGGAUGAGGAGGACGGUGUCAUCGAUAAUCAGCAGAAGACUCUUUCUAUGGGAAGCCCAUCUUUGACUGUAAGAGAGAUGAGUAGCAGUUCCAAAACCAAGGAAAAGAGGGUGAAAACCAAUGAGAGGAGGGAGAGGAGGAACUUCAGCCGUGAGGAGGAGAGUUAUCUGUGUCGAGGUAUAGAGCGGUUUGGUCCAUCCUGGAACUCCAUCCUUUGGGCCUAUCCGUUCCAGCCGGGACGCACCAACGUUGACCUGGCCAAGAAAUACAAACGCCUGCAGAGUUUCCAGUCUGUCUGUGUCCCUCCUGGAUCUGAGGCCUUACCCAGCAUCACUGUCAACCAAAUCUCAUUUGAGGAUUUAAAGAAAUCAAUAUCUGCACUUAAACAGCGACUGGAGGUUAUAUUCAAGGAGGAAAUGGCCAAGAUACCUGGGAAAGGUAGGACUUCACACACAAACAGCAAAGGUAAAGGUACGUUAUAUCUUAUUGUUUUUUGGAAAUGUUUGUACAUAAAGAUUAUGUUGCUUUAUCUGGUAAGAGAGUAAAUCAUAUGGUAUGAUCAUGUAAUUUGAUUUUGAACAGUAAAUGUGAGAACAAUGUUUUAGCUUGUCAGACUUUCUAUAUUGCAUCUU